AUGCAGGUUCGAAGUAUCAAUCUUUACACUAUUGAAUUAACACAUGGGGAAUUUAAAUGGCAAGUUAAAAGGAAAUUCAAGCACUUUCAAGAAUUUCACAGAGAGCUCCUCACAUACAAAGCCUUUAUUCGAAUCCCCCUUCCUACCAAAAGACACACAUUUAGAAGACAGAAUGUCAAAGAAGAGCCUCGAGAGAUGCCAAGCUUGCCCCGUUCCUCUGAAAACCUGGUCAGAGAAGAGCAAUCCCUUGGUAGAAGGAAACAACUGGAAGAUUACUUGACAAAGUUACUGAAAAUGCCCAUGUAUAGAAACUAUCAUGCAACAACAGAAUUCCUUGCUAUAAGCCAGCUGUCUUUCAUCCAUGAUUUGGGACCAAAGGGCAUAGAAGGCAUGAUAAUGAAAAGAUCCGGGGGACACAGGAUACCAGGUUUGAAUUGCUGUGGUCAUGGAAGAGCCUGCUACCGGUGGUCAAAAAGGUGGUUGAUAGUGAAAGAUUCUUUUUUACUGUAUAUGAAACCAGACAGUGGUGCAAUCGCCUUCGUCUUGCUGGUGGAUAAAGAAUUCAGAAUUAAGGUGGGGAGAAAAGAGACGGAGACGAAAUACGGACUCCGAAUUGAUAACCUUUCAAGGACGCUUAUUUUAAAAUGCAACAGCUAUAGACAUGCUCGGUGGUGGGCAGGGGCUAUAGAAGAAUUCAUCCAGAAACAUGGCACCAACUUUCUCAAGGAUCAUCGAUUUGGGUCAUAUGCUGCUAUCCAAGAGAACACUUUAGCUAAAUGGUAUGUUAACUCCAAAGGAUAUUUUGAAGAUGUUGCAAAUGCAAUGGAAGAGGCAGAAGAAGAGAUUUUCAUCACAGAUUGGUGGUUGAGUCCAGAAAUCUUCCUGAAACGCCCAGUGGUUGAAGGAAAUCGUUGGAGGUUGGACUGCAUUCUUAAACGAAAAGCACAACAGGGGGUGAGGAUCUUCAUAAUGCUCUACAAAGAGGUGGAACUUGCUCUUGGAAUCAAUAGUGAGUACAGCAAGAGGACGUUAAUGCGUUUACACCCCAACAUAAAGGUGAUGAGGCACCCAGAUCACGUGUCAUCCAGCGUAUAUCUUUGGGCUCAUCAUGAGAAACUUGUCAUCAUCGACCAAUCUGUGGCCUUUGUGGGUGGGAUCGACCUGGCCUAUGGAAGGUGGGAUGACAAUGAACACAGACUCACGGAUGUGGGCAGUGUGAAGCGUGUCACCACGGGACUGUCUCUGGCUUCCCUCGCUGAAACAUCAGAGUCUAUGGAAUCCUUAAGCCUCAAAGAUAAAAACAAAUUUACUAAAAAGCUGCCCAUCCGGAAGAGUGUUGAUGAUACGGAUUCAAAACUGAAAGGAAUAGGAAAGUCCAGAAAGUUCUCCAAAUUUAGCCUCUAUCGGCAGCUCCAGAGGCACCACUUGCAAAGCGCGGACAGCGUCAGCAGCACUGAAAGCACCUCCAGUUACUGUAAUCACUGUAGAAGUCGUCAGAAUUUAAUCCAUGGUUUAAAGCCCCACUUGAAACUCUUUCGCUCUUCCAAUGAUUCUGAGCAGGGGCUCGCUAGACCUAAUGCUGACAUGGGCUCCAUCCGCAGUUUGCACACAGGCGUGGGAGAGCUGCAUGGGGAAACCAGGUUCUGGCACGGGAAGGACUACUGCAACUUCGUCUUCAAAGACUGGGUUCAGCUUGAUAAGCCUUUUGCUGAUUUCAUUGACAGGUACACCACUCCCCGGAUGCCAUGGCAUGACAUUGCCUCUGUGGUCCAUGGGAAGGCAGCUCGGGACGUGGCGCGUCACUUCAUCCAGCGCUGGAACUUCACAAAGAUUAUGAAAUCAAAAUAUCGGUCCCUUUCUUAUCCUUUUCUGCUUCCAAAAUCUCAAACAACAGCCCAUGAAUUGAAAUAUCAGGUGCCUGGGUCCGUCCGUGCUAACGUACAGUUGCUCCGCUCUGCUGCUGAUUGGUCUGCUGGUAUAAAGUACUAUGAAGAGUCCAUCCACACCGCUUACGUCAAUGUGAUAGAGAACAGCAAGCACUUUAUCUAUAUAGAAAACCAGUUUUUUAUAAGCUGCUCUGAUGACAAGGUUGUGUUCAAUAAGAUAGGCGACGCCAUUGCCCAGAGGAUACUGAAAGCUCACAGGGAAAACCAGAGAUACCGGGUGUAUGUUGUGAUACCACUUCUGCCAGGGUUUGAAGGAGACAUUUCAACCGGUGGAGGAAACGCUCUCCAGGCAAUAAUGCACUUCAACUACAGAACCAUGUGCAGAGGAGAAAAUUCCAUCCUUGGACAGUUAAAAGCAGAGCUUGGCAAUCAGUGGAUACAUUACAUAUCAUUCUGUGGCCUUAGAACACACGCAGUGCUGGAAGGAAACCUAGUCACUGAGCUUAUCUAUGUCCACAGCAAGUUGCUAAUAGCGGAUGACAACACUGUUAUUAUUGUCUAUGGCUUGGGUAUCAUUAAACAGGGUGCAGGGCAGAUCAGUUUUGUUGGUAUGAAUGUGGUGAAGGGGGAAUUGUGUAAUAAUGAUAUGAUGUAG
Molecule: messenger RNA, 2541 nt
Organism: Hipposideros armiger (great roundleaf bat)
Lineage: Eukaryota; Metazoa; Chordata; Mammalia; Chiroptera; Hipposideridae
Gene: PLD1
Product: phospholipase D1
Exons: 23
Coding region: 1-2541 (846 amino acids)
Biological process (GO): phospholipid catabolic process; intracellular signal transduction; phosphatidic acid biosynthetic process
Cellular component (GO): plasma membrane region; intracellular membrane-bounded organelle
Molecular function (GO): phosphatidylinositol binding; D-type glycerophospholipase activity
Source: RefSeq, a predicted model, not a curated record